Trichomonas vaginalis G3 is the source of this 2487-nucleotide messenger RNA. RefSeq names its product clathrin adaptor protein. The transcript has a single exon. Gene Ontology annotation, biological process: clathrin-dependent endocytosis. Gene Ontology annotation, cellular component: AP-2 adaptor complex. The record is from RefSeq and is a predicted model, not a curated record. Bases 1 to 2487 code for a protein of 828 amino acids. NCBI's taxonomy places the organism in Eukaryota, Parabasalia, Trichomonadida, Trichomonadidae. Gene Ontology annotation, molecular function: clathrin-cargo adaptor activity.
AUGCUUUUGGAUCAAAAAAAGCACAAAAAUUAUUUUAUUGGCCUUGCAUUAUCAACAAUCAGUGUUUGUCCAACACCAGCUGUUGUUAGGGAACUUGGACAUCUUGUUUGCGAUAUUGCUUUAUCAACAACUAUCAUAGAUUGUAUCAAAGCAAAAGCAUUAUGCGUUUUAGCAACUUUUUACAAUGAAACGAAGCUAUUUUGCUGUGUCGAGCAAGUAGUUGCUAGUUUACCUCAAUUACUUAUCUCAAAAUCAGCAACAAUGAUAGGUAGUGCUGCAAAACUUACUUUAUCAUUACUCAGCAAUAACCAAUUACAGGAAAACCAUGACGUCUUUGUUUCAGCAAUUAGAGUCCUCGCAACGUUCGUUUUAGGCGACGAAAAAUCAAAACAAAAGAAAACCGAAGUACAGCGUCCUCUCAUCGCAGCUGACUUGUUUAGAAUACUUUCAUACAAUAAAACAUGGAAUGACAACGAAAUACAGUAUUUAAACGCAAUUUUAGGAAAAUUAUUAACUUUAAGGAAAGCGAAACGCAAAGAACGUGAAGAAUACUCAUUUAUGGCUGUAUUUACAGAAGCUAUGAAGACUUUAGCUAAAGCUCCUUUAGAUCCAAAAGGAAGAUCAAAAUUAAUUUCGGUUUUACUGGCAGAUACAAAAGAAGGCAGUUCUCUUAGCAACAGAUUCUCAUUUGAAGCCAUUCUCAACCUAGUUGGGCAGACAGAUUCAUUCAACAAAGAGAUUUACGACAAAAAAGGUGCAAUUUUGCAGCCAAUCUAUGCCAAAGACAGGCAAACAGAUCAUUUAGCACUUAAGAUCUUUAGCAUUAUCUCUUCUGUGAAUAAUGCAGCUUCUGAAUCCAUUUUGGUCGGAAUUAUUCAGUAUGCAGGCUCAUGGCUUCUCACAGAUGCACAAUUAGCAUGUGCAAAUGUUGUUAUGCGUGACCAGAAUGCCGAAAGAGUCUUCACAAAGUGCGUGGAUAUGCUUCUUAAAGGUACCCCUGAAUUUGGCAAAAAAGUUUGGAUAAAAGUGGCAGAUUUUAUUGAAAAACGUGACACUAUUCAAAAAUCUGCCACAGAGUAUUGUUUGCGUAUAAUACAGAACACGCAACAAGCCUCUGUCCUUACACCAUCAUUUCUCCAGCUAUCUGCUUUUCUUGCAGGCAAUUACGGCCAUUUAUGUGACUGUGGCCCGAAUUCUGUCAUCGAAACAAUUCUUUAUCAGUUUGAUCUCUACGAUUAUACGAGCCAAGCCAUGAUGAUCACCGCCAUGGUCAAGAUCAGCACGAGAGUUCCUGAACUGAGAGCCCCAGCUAUUGACUAUCUCCUGGAUCACUUGAAUUCGCAGUCAACAGAAGUUGUUCAGAGAUGUCGUGAAGGAGCAGAACUUUUGUCAUCGAACGAUAUCGUUCUGAAAAAAUCUCUGACAACACCGAAAUACAUGGGAAUUUUGUACGAAUUCACGCCGAACCAGACACCGCAGACACACACUCCAACGAGAAGAGCUUCAAUGCAUUCUCCUUACUCAAGUUAUUCCCAGGAAGUCGCAGGACAUCACGUAAGAAAGGCAAGCGAAGGACAAUGGAAUUCAAAUUUGAUUUCUCCAAUCAAAAAAGUGCCAACCGAUUACAAAUUCGAUUUACACGAAAACUCACCUAAAUCUAAUCUUGAAAGUAAGCCGGAGAGCCAAGUAGUUCUUGAGCCAAUGAGUAUGGAUAGCGAUAUCAGUCCAUUCCAAUCGAAUUUCGUUACAAUGACGAAUUCUCCAAUUGUUCCAAGUUUGGAACACUCCGAAAUCACGAAAAUUUUGGAAACAUUUUACAAAGACAAAAGAGGAAUUCUGUUCCAGGAUGAUAAUAUUGCUAUAUACGCACUCAUUGAAGAGAAACUUCCUGUGUUAACAAUAACUUACAAUAUCCAAAACAACUCUUCAAUUCCGAUGUCAAUUGACAAAUUCGAAAUUCCGGAAGAAAUGCCUGGAUUACAAUUUGUUUUCGGAGAGAGACCAAGCAUCAUUGCAGCAAACAGUUUUGUAUUGAUAAGAGACCAUUGUAGAGCUGUCAAUGCCUUCCAGAAAUAUCCUUUGUUAUCUGCAAGUUUCAAUGGCUGGGAUUAUUAUUUACCAUGUCCAGUAAUCAACAAAAUGUUUUCAAGUGAAAUUGAAAAUGUUUCACAGGAAAGUUUCGUCGAAAAGUGGAAAUAUCUUUCUGAUAAAUCGAUGAAACAGAGUGUCUCCAAUACUCCUGUCGAAGAUAAACAGAUCGAUCAGGUAAUGAUGAAUGCUUUAGGAUGGAAUAAAUGUAUAUGGAGUCCUCAAACAAGAAAUGCUUAUAUCGGUUCUUAUAAAAUUGCUGCUGCAAAUGCUGGUAUUUUAAUUGUUUUCUCUAUCACUGCGAAUAAUGAAACAUGUGUGGAAGUUAGAGCUACAGAAGCUUCAAUGCUUCAACCUAUUAUUAAUGUAAUCAAGAAUGCUGUUCUUGAUUUAGUUUAA